Molecule: messenger RNA, 5524 nt
Organism: Jaculus jaculus (lesser Egyptian jerboa)
Lineage: Eukaryota; Metazoa; Chordata; Mammalia; Rodentia; Dipodidae
Gene: Eif5b
Product: eukaryotic translation initiation factor 5B
Exons: 24
Coding region: 147-3806 (1219 amino acids)
Molecular function (GO): translation initiation factor activity; GTP binding; GTPase activity
Source: RefSeq, a predicted model, not a curated record
ACCAUAUGUGCCCUGUCCCAGUGCGCGGGUCUGUGGAGAGCCGGGUGCGAGAGGCGGCCGUGCGAGGGGAGUCGAGGGGAGCGGAGACCCUGGGUCUGUGAGAGACGGAACCGAGGGCUCGGGGCCACGAGCGCCGCUGACAAGCCAUGGGGAAGAAACAGAAAAACAGGAGCGAAGAUAGUGCCAAGGAUGAUAAUGAUCUUGAUGCCUUGGCAGCAGAAAUAGAAGGAGCUGGUGCUGCCAAGGAACAGGAACAACAAAAAUCAAAGGGGAAAAAGAAAAAAGAGAAGAAGAAACAGGAUUUUGAUGAAGAAGAUAUUCUGAAAGAACUGGAAGAGUUGUCUUUAGAAACUCAGGGCAUCAAGACUGACAGAGAAGCUGCUACAGUGAAGCCAACAGAAAACAAUGAUGAAGAAACUGUCUCAAAACAAAAUAAAAAGAAAAAAGGACAGAAAGGCAAAAAAACAAGUUUUGAUGAUAAUGAUAGUGACCAAUCAGAAGGUAAAGAUUCAAAGUCAAAAAAGACUGGAAAACCAAAAGUGGAAAUAAACUCUGGGAGUGAUGAUGACGAUGAUUUUAGUAGGCUUUCUAAGAAAGCUAAAGGGAAAGCUCAGAAGUCAAAUAAAAAGUGGGAUGCCUCAGAAGAGGAAGAAGAUAAUAGUAAAAAAAUUAAAGAGCGUUCCAGAGUAAAUUCUUCAGGUGACAGUGGUGAUGAAUCAGAUAUAUGUUUACAGACUAGAAAAGGACAGAAGAAAAAUCAAAAAAAUAAGCCAGGUCCUAAUGUGGAGAGUGGGGAUGAAGAUGGUGAUUCUGCCUUCAAAAUCAAGACAGUGGCCCAAAAGAAGGCAGAAAAGAAAGAGCGUGAGAGAAAAAAGAGAGAUGAAGAAAAAGCGAAGUUACGGAAGCUGAAAGAAAAAGAAGAAUUAGAAACAGGUAAAAAGGAUCAGAGUAAACAAAGAGAAUCUCAAAAGAAAUCUGAAGAGGAAGCUGUAAAAUCCAAAGGGAUCCCUGAUACUGAAGCUGUCUCUGAAGAGAAAGGAGAAACUCCUGUGACUGUGGAAGAUGAUAAUGAAGGAGAUAAAAAGAAAAAAGAUAAGAAGAAAAAGAAAGCAGAAAAGGAUGAAAAGGAAAAAGAGAAAAAGAAAGGACCUAGCAAAGCUACUGUUAAAGCUAUGCAAGAAGCCCUGGCUAAGCUUAAAGAAGAAGAAGAAAGACAGAAGAGAGAAGAAGAAGAACGUAUAAAACGACUUGAAGAACUAGAAGCCAAACGUAAAGAAGAGGAACGAUUAGAACAAGAAAAAAGAGAAAGGAAAAAACAAAAAGAAAAAGAAAGAAAAGAACGUUUAAAAAAAGAAGGGAAGCUUUUAACUAAGUCGCAGAGAGAAGCCAGAGCCAGGGCUGAAGCCACCCUUAAACUUCUACAAGCUCAGGGUGUUGAAGUGCCAUCAAAAGACUCUUUGCCAAAGAAAAGACCAAUUUAUGAAGAUAAAAAGAAGAAAAAAACACCACAGCAGGUAGAAAAUAAAGAAGUGUCUGAAGCAGUGGAAUCAAGUGUUCCUGUGGAAGCUGUGGAGCAAAUAGUACCAGAAAAAGAAGAGACACCACCUCCUAUUGAACCAGAAGAAGAGGAAGAAGAAACUGAGGAUGCUGGAUUGGAUGAUUGGGAAGCUAUGGCCAGUGAUGAAGAGAGAGAAAAAGAAGAAAACACGAUACAUAUAGAAGUAAAAGAAAAUCCAGAAGAAGAGGAGGAAGAGGAAGAAGAGGAGGAAGAGGAAGAAGAAGACAGUGAAGAAGAAGAAGAGGAAGGAGAAAGCGAAGGCAGUGAAGGUGAUGAGGAAGAUGAAAAGAUGUCAGAUGAGAAAGAUUCAGGGAAAACAUUAGAUAAAAAGCCAAGUAAAGAAGUUAGCUCAGACUCUGAAUAUGACUCUGAUGAUGAUCGAACUAAAGAAGAAAGGGCUUAUGACAAAGCAAAACGGAGAAUUGAGAAAAGACGACUUGAACACAGUAAAAAUAUAAAUACAGAAAAGUUAAGAGCCCCUAUUAUCUGUGUACUUGGACAUGUGGACACAGGGAAGACAAAAAUUCUAGAUAAGCUUCGUCACACACAUGUCCAAGAUGGUGAAGCAGGGGGCAUAACACAGCAAAUUGGUGCCACAAAUGUUCCCCUUGAAGCAAUUAAUGAGCAAACCAAGAUGAUUAAAAAUUUUGAUAGAGAAAAUGUCCGGAUUCCAGGCAUGCUGAUUAUUGAUACUCCAGGGCAUGAAUCUUUCAGUAAUUUAAGAAACAGAGGAAGCUCUCUUUGUGAUAUUGCCAUUUUAGUUGUUGACAUUAUGCAUGGUUUGGAGCCUCAAACAAUUGAAUCCAUCAACCUUCUCAAAUCUAAAAAAUGUCCCUUCAUUGUUGCACUUAAUAAGAUUGAUAGAUUAUAUGACUGGAAAAAAAGUCCUGAUUCUGAUGUGGCUGCUACUUUAAAGAAGCAGAAAAAGAAUACAAAAGACGAGUUUGAAGAACGAGCAAAAGCCAUUAUUGUAGAAUUUGCGCAGCAGGGUUUGAAUGCUGCUUUGUUCUAUGAAAAUAAAGAUCCUCGCACUUUUGUGUCUUUGGUACCUACCUCUGCACAUACUGGUGAUGGCAUGGGAAGUCUGAUCUACCUUCUUGUUGAGUUAACUCAGACCAUGUUGAGCAAGAGACUUGCACACUGUGAAGAGCUGCGAGCACAAGUGAUGGAGGUUAAAGCUCUCCCAGGAAUGGGUACCACCAUAGAUGUAAUAUUGAUCAAUGGUCGUUUGAAGGAAGGGGAUACAAUCAUUGUUCCUGGAGUAGAAGGGCCCAUUGUCACUCAGAUUCGAGGCCUCUUGUUACCUCCUCCUAUGAAGGAAUUACGAGUAAAGAACCAGUAUGAAAAGCACAAAGAAGUAGAAGCAGCUCAGGGAGUGAAGAUUCUUGGAAAAGACCUCGAGAAAACAUUGGCUGGAUUACCUCUCUUAGUGGCUUAUAAAGAUGAUGAAAUCCCUGUUCUUAAAGAUGAAUUGAUCCAUGAAUUAAAGCAGACACUCAAUGCUAUCAAAUUGGAAGAAAAAGGAGUUUAUGUCCAGGCAUCAACACUUGGCUCUUUGGAAGCUCUGCUUGAAUUUCUGAAAACAUCAGAGGUGCCCUAUGCAGGAAUAAACAUUGGCCCAGUCCAUAAAAAAGACGUUAUGAAGGCUUCAGUGAUGUUGGAACAUGAUCCUCAGUAUGCAGUAAUUUUGGCCUUUGAUGUAAGAAUUGAACGGGAUGCACAAGAAAUGGCUGAUAGUUUAGGAGUUAGAAUAUUUAGUGCCGAAAUUAUUUAUCACUUAUUUGAUGCCUUUACAAAAUACAGACAAGACUACAAAAAACAGAAACAAGAAGAAUUUAAGCAUAUAGCAGUAUUUCCCUGCAAGAUGAAAAUCCUCCCUCAAUAUAUUUUUAAUUCUCGUGAUCCAAUAGUGAUGGGGGUGACUGUGGAAGCAGGUCAGGUGAAGCAAGGGACUCCCAUGUGCGUACCAAGCAAAAAUUUUGUUGACAUUGGAAUAAUUACGAGUAUUGAAAUAAAUCAUAAACAAGUGGAUGUUGCAAAAAAAGGACAGGAAGUCUGUGUCAAAAUAGAGCCUAUCCCUGGUGAAUCUCCCAAAAUGUUUGGGAGACAUUUCGAAGCUACAGACAUUCUUGUCAGUAAGAUCAGCCGGCAGUCCAUUGAUGCACUCAAAGACUGGUUCAGAGAUGAAAUGCAGAAGAGUGACUGGCAGCUUAUUGUGGAACUGAAGAAAGUAUUUGAAAUCAUCUAAUUUUUCCACAUAGGACAGGAAUUGGAGCAAAUGCAAUAUUAAGUUGUAAUAUCACCAACAGAACAGACAUAUCUGGAUACCGAUGGAUUUAGGUGUAUAAAAUGUUUUCCAUGAGAAACCAAGAAACCUUACACUGGUUUGACAGUGGUCAGUUACCCAUCCCCACAGUUCCAGCGUGCCUGCUAACUCCUUUCCUUAUCCCUACCCUUCCCUACUUGGCUGCUGUUUUAAAGUUUGCCCUUCCCCAAAUUUGGAUUUUUAUUAUGAAUCUAAAGCAAUUUCAAUUUUAUACUGAUUAAAUCAGUCCUGCAGUAUUUGAUUAACCAAGCUUCUGCAGAUUUUGUGAUUCUUGGGACUUUUUUGAUGUAAGAAAUGUCUUUAUGCGUGUUUUUUCCCAGUGAUUCCCCCCCCUCCGCCCCCCAGCAUUCUACCAUAUAUCCCUAGGGAUUUUUUAAAAUAGAAAAGUUAGGCAUUCUGAUAUUUCUCUAUCUGCAUUGUGUGAAACCAUGGUGUCAUUGGCUGCUUUCUACUGCUUGUACAAGUAAUGAGAGUCUAUUGUAAUCAUCACAAUUCCAAAUUACCAAUAAAAACAGAGAUUGCAGUACCAGUAAGCUCUGUUAGGCUUCCAUAUUAGUGUAGCUUUUCAUCCUCAGCACAGCUUGGUCUUCUCAGGUCAGAAUUAUUUAUCAUACCUUGUACACUAGUACAUGGCACCAGCAGAUAACUUUUUUAUACGUUAGUUAGAAAAUUUCAUUCUGACAAUUGGAUACAAUAGGAAUCCAUUAGGGAUUCUAAGUUGUUAGACUUCAUUUAUUCACAGCAGUCAUCUAGUCAGGUCUUGAGGAAGAUGAGUAUGAGCUGACACCUUUUUCUUCAAGAUAGCUGUAAUGUUAGAUCUGUUGUGAGACUCACCUGAAGACAGACAGGUAUUCUGAAGUCUUAACUACCAUGGAAUUAACUCUUUUUUAAGAAUUACUACAUUUGGAAAAACCAUUACUCAUCCAAGUUUCUCAAGGGCCAGUAGAGAUAUCCAAUGGCACCUCAAUAGGUUUCUGUGGGACAUAAUUUUCCUUGGAAGAAAAUCUUGGGCAGGUGUGUUCUAGUUUAUAAUACGUAAAUUUCCCUAUGUGGAAGAAGUCAAGUUUUCUUAAAGUUCUUUUUGUGUUAAUAAUACUGGGAGACAAGCAUGAUUAAGACAUGUCAAUCUCUGACCAAGUAAAGUUUUCUUGAGACAGCUCAGUAAUUUCAAAGCUCAGCAUGGAGACUGUUGAUUGACCUUAGAGGUUUUUAAGCCUUUCAGGAUUAAUAGUUAAGGAUUCACAAAAAUGAGCCUGUACAAAAUAUACAUACAGUUCUUUAUUAAACAACUGUAAACACUUCACUGUAAAAAUCCAUAAAACUUUAUAAACAAACAUUUUGUAAAUAGAAUCUAUUCUAUGAGUAAAAGAAUUAACACAAUUAUUUACAUGCAAUACUGACAAAUUUGGCACUUUUUGAAAAGAAAUGUACAAAACACUCGCUUAAAAAUUAAAAAUUUUAAAAACUCAGAGCAUUACUAUCAUGCACUUUGCAAAUAACCUCACAAGCACUUAUGGCACAGCUAGCAGAAAGCACCAGGCUCUCUGGCAACAAUUAGGUGACCUUAAGUGUGCUUCCAUAAGUUUGUUGUAAAACCACCUGAACGUUGUCAAGAAUAAAAUCAAAUGCCAUGUUCCAAA